Durusdinium trenchii is the source of this 5631-nucleotide messenger RNA. The record is from the annotation of a GenBank genome assembly. NCBI's taxonomy places the organism in Eukaryota, Dinophyceae, Suessiales, Symbiodiniaceae.
AUGGCCAGCCCUGUUCGUGCUGAUGGAGAUGCCCAGGUGGAGCAGCCUGUGGAAGCGGCUCCUGCCGCCUCAGGAGAUGGGGAGAGUGCAGCCCCAGAGGCCCCGGUCGGGGGAACCUCGACGACUUUGACGACCUUUCCUUUCAAGAAUGAAGACCUGCUUCGUGUUCAGGCUUCUCGUCUCCAAGACGCCAACCUUGGAAAAGCAGAGUUGUCAGCGGAAUUGUUUGCUCAAUGCUCGCUUUUGGAGCUGAAGUCUGAAGCUGCCCGCUGGCACUCGGCCAGCGACCAGGCGACCAAGGAGGGCACGAACGAAGAUAAUACUUUGGUCAAAGACGGCCCACUCACAGGCCGGAGCCUGAGCCACGUUGUGAGGGUGCAGGAGGGCAACAAGAAUCGGCUUCAAGCUCUGCGUGACGGGGAAAACCUCUACAGUUUUUCAUACUUCUCGAAGUAUGUGUCAGUGGAAGAGGGCUCCCUCCGGUCGUUUGUCGGGGACAUUCGCGAGGGGAAUCGUGACGCGGUCCUUGACGUGAUCAGAUGGACCACCCAAAAGAUGUCAGAGUCCCAGGAGAGUGUAGAGGACGAUGAAGUGCUGCCUGAACUUGACCCGUUGCAUUUGGAAGAUUUAGAUUUUUCCUUUCAGGAGGAUAUUGAACAUUUGAACUCGUUUGCUUCAGGUUUAGCUGGCAACAUGUCUCAGGACCUGGCACGCCAACAGUCCCCAGAUUCAGUUUUAGAUGCCGACCCGCUGGAUGAGGCUCAUGACGAUGGAGUUGAGGUCAUCGAUCGAACUGCUCAGGAGAGUUUUGAUUUCAAUACAGGUACGAAUGCGUGCAUUGUUGACAAAACUGAUUGGGCACUGACUGUGAAUCAUGCCUUUGAACGUCACAAAGCUUUGGACCCUGCCAUGAAGCUUCCGUGGGAACAACCUUCAAUGCAGGGAAUCUUUCACAACAGUCUGGGCCUCAACUUACCACAAGUGCAUGGUAUAGCUUUGGAAUUGCCUGCAACUAAGAAUGAAGAUAGAAAUCAAAUCUCGGUCAGCGGAGAAGUUGAAGCUUGUGCAGAUGCUGCUUUUCUGAGUGCAGUGAAGGACAUUCAGGACCUGGACUACUUUGAAAACAAACGACAGCAGACAGAUUUGGCUUGUGCAAAGUGGCUUGAUAUUCUUUCCAUAAACUGGAGUGCAUCUGCCAUUGGCCAACAGGUUUGUGAAGACCUCAGGAGUGAUCCGACUGGUGAGAUGGCGAACGAAACCCUCAAGGCUUGUUUUGGUACAAAAAGUUAUUCUACUUUGCUCAAGCGUGCAGGAAGUUUGAAACGUUUCAUUCUUUGGCACAGAGACCAUUACUUUGAGAGAGGUUUCAGUGUUGAUGCAAUACCGCUGCAUGAGCCAGACGUUUGGAGCUACUUCAGGCACUUGAGAGAAUCUAGAAUCCGUGAUGCACGUGGGUACACAGGACCUGCCACUUUUCUUGAGACGGUGAGGUUCACAAAGUUCACAAUAGCAUUGCAAGGUGCUGACAACAUCCUGGAAUCUAGGAGGCUGCAAGGUUUUGCAGCCAUAGAGAAACGUGAGAAGGGACCAACACAUCAGGCACCUCCUAUGGAGCUUGAACAUUUGAGGCGUCUUCAUUCGCUGUUGUUGAGCGCUGAUAGCAUUGUGGACAAGGUUGGAGCAGGUUGCAUGCUCUUGUGCACAUAUGCUCGAGCUCGCUGGAGUGAUCUACGCUUCAUCCAUCAUGUUGAGAUCGAAAGCAAGAGAAACGGCUGUUUAGUCUUGUACACAACUGAACACAAGACUUCCGCUGUUGGCGAAAAGAAGGAACAAUACCUGCCAUUUGUUGUCCCUUGGGAUGGAGUGACAAAUGAAAACUGGCUGCAGAUUUUCCUGGAUCUUUAUCAGCAGGUUGGGCUGAAUAUUCACAAGGUACCGCUGGGUCCUCUUCUACCUGCGCCUAGAUCCGGUGGUGGAUUCUGCGCACGGCCCUUGACCACGUCUGAAGCUGCUGCCUGGUUGCGAGGUCUUUUGAAGGGAACUUCAAAUUGGGAAUCCUUUCGCUCCCAUUCUAUGAAGGCUACCCUUUUGGACUGGUGUGCAAGGUCUGGAAUGGAUAAGGAAGUUCGAUCAGUGCUUGGGCAUCAUUGCAGUGCGGUAAGUGGUUCAGAAGUAGUGUACGCUCGUCAUUUGCAAGCCAGGCCAAUUCGGAAAUUGAUGAUGCUCCUCAGAUUGAUCAGGAUUGGCAUGGGCCUUGAGGAAAUCGCCGACAGAGGAAACAUUGCAGGUGUCACGCCGGCAGUAGGUACACCUGGACCUGGUUUUGGGAUUCAUGGUUGUGCUGCACGGACGCCUGUAUUGCCAGUUGAACAUGUUCAGGCAGAAGCUGACCCUGUUCAGGAUGCUGUAGAGGGUGUUCAGGACCACGAAGACCAGCUUAGCAUCAAGGAAGAGAUGAACAUUGCUACAGACGUUGCUGCCUCAGCAGAUAGCUUGAGCUUGUUUCCAGAAAGCGUUGUCAAACUUGGUUUGAUCGAGAUUGAUAGCUCGUCCGGCAGUGACAGUGAGUCGAGCAGCACAAGCAGUGAUGAGCCACUGGCUGAGACUUUUGAAGCUCGCGCUGCAUACACCGAAGCAGUGCCUGAAGGGUUGACCUUUUACAAACAUGUGAAAAGCUUUCGUGUGCAUGCAGUCCGAAAUGAACAGCAAGUGACUGUUUGCAAGAUGAAGAUAACUGGAAAUUUUCAGGAAUUGGGCCGUACCUUGAACUUCAGGACUGGCGGUGGGACCCUUAAGGAGCUGUCACCGGAGGAGCUCUUGGCAGAAGAUGAGGAGAUGGAGGAGGAGCUGACAGAUGAAGUGGAUGGAGUGAGACAGGUCCUCAGCUGUGACGUGGCGGGAGUCUUUGGUGGGGAAGGUGGGAAGGUCCCUGCGUGGCAGCUGGGACGUGCUUGGACUGAGAGUGGGCUGCAUGCCGACACGGUGAAUGGCAAGAGGACCAACGGCAUUCGUCAGCGAAAGGCGCUGUGGAAGGCCUUUCCGAACCUGAAAAGAAAGAUUUUCAGGCGCUGCGACGACGUGGAGCUGGCCUCGACGCGUGGACGAGAUCGAAGUGGUUUGGGUGGCUGUCUGGCGGUCACAGACGGUGUGAGGGAAAUCACUUGGCUGGAAUUGGCGACCGCUUCCAAGGUCGUGGCGAAGUCCUUGGCGAAGCUUGGCCUUACAGGCUCACCCACGUCGGCCUACCGGGUGGACGACCGGCCUGCAGAGGCUCCUGCGCCAAUGGUGGUGAUGGUUGGACACAAUGUGGAGAGCUUGAUCAUCAUCCUUGGGAUUCUGCGCCAAGGCUUUCCAUUGUUGCCCUUGUCCGUGACCCAUGCCAACAGGAGCCAACUUCUGUCUCGCUAUGAGGACGCCAUGACGCUCUUCGAGCCGGUGGCCGCCGUGACGGAUAGCGACCUCGUGCAGGAGCUGCAGCACUUCCGCCCAGCACUGCAGGUGGUGUCUGCCAGGGAGCUUCUGAAUGGAGACCCGAUGGUGGAGGACUACGAGGAUGUGCCCACGACCACUGACCAUGUGCUCUCCUAUAUCUUCACCAGUGGCUCCACAGGAAAGUCCAAAUGUGUGGUGGCCACCAAUCGCAUGGCCUGGGCAGAGUGCCAGUGGUACCCAGAGCUUUUUGAGAAGCUGGGCUACAAAGUGGAUCCCAAGAAGGAUAGGUGGCGCCUGGAUCAUGAGAUGGGCUGGUGGGGCGCAGCCUUCUUCGGCGAGGUGGACGUGGCGCUGGCCAUGGCCAUGUGCAUCGUGAUGAUGAAGCCGACGGAUCCGGACUGGGGCCAGCGUGGUGUGACCGUCUCAGGGGCUCUACCUUCACAGCUGAACAACUUGUGGCCCGGUGCCAAGAACAUUCCUUUGAGCCUUCGGGUGGUCUUCAGCUGGGCCGAGCGUUGCGACGUGGAACUGGGACAGGCAUGGAAGGCCUCCGGAGUGAAGAUGGCCGACCUCCUCAUUGCCACGGAGUACUUCUUGACCUUUGCGAGUUGUGGUCUGGAGGUGGCCUCCUGCGACGGGCGUCAGGCUCAUGCCAUGCGGCCCUUGGGCGGCGCCAAGGUCUUCAUCUUGGAUGACAGCUUGCAACCCUGUCCCAAGUCCAUGGACGAGAUCACCGGCCUCUUGGGCGUCGCAGGGCCACAGGUGACACCUGGCUAUGUGGAACGACUUGCCCCGGAUGGCCCAGCGCUGAUCGGUGCCGGACCCUUGAGCCAAGACAUGUUCAAGGUGAUUGAUGGCGAGUGGGUCUUGGUGCCCAAAGACAUCAUCAAGAUGCGACCGGACAAUAGCAUCGUCUCCAUUGGGCGAGGUGGCGGCACCGUGAAGGUGCGAGGCGGUGUUUUGAUGGCCACCAACGUGGCGGAGUUGCAGCUGACGGCGGGGGCGGUGAGCGCCUGUUGCAUCACAGAGCCACUGCACGUGGAGGGUGGUGCCUCCGUGGUGCUGGAGUUGCAGCCGGGGAAUCCGCAGGGCUUGCGGAAGAGCCUUCAAGAUGCCAGCUUCCUGCGGAUGCCCAUCUUGUACACAUGCAAGAUGCCCAGGAACGAGAGCACAGGCAAAGUUCAGAAGAGCCUGGUGCAGGAGCUACGAGUGAAGGAAGCACGCUUGGAGGCGCAGCAGCUGGUGGAGCAAGGUCGCAAGGAUCUCAAACAGGUGUCAUGGUACUGGCGCAUCACGAAGCCUGUGCUACUGGUCGUUUGCGGCGUCCAGCCACGCACCAUCUACCAUUUGUGUCAGGCCCUUUUGGAGCCAAAGGUCACGACGCUUGCUUGGGCCCUCUUAAGCUUGGGCAAAGAGAGCGUUCUCCAGUUCUGCCUCACUGCAUGGACCUAUGGUGCGAUUGCGCAAGCGGGCUCCUGUGGCAAAAGGUCCUUCGGCCUUCUAGUGCCACUGGCUGUUGCUGGCUUGGCGACAAGGUCUGGGAUUCUGCUGCCUGGUGCUUUGCUGGCCUGUGUUCUUCUUUAUGGCCAAGAGAAGUGGAAAGGAAAGGAGACGUGGCCAGUGCGAGCGUUCUACCAGAAGGUGGGCCGCUUGAGCCUCUCUGUGCUGAUCACGCUUCUGCUGCGCUUGCCGAUCCAGGGAACAACGACCUGCCUGUACUUGGUGGGGCUCUUGCUGCUCUAUACCUGCAACCGAAGGCUUCCAUCGGCGACUCCACUUCAACAAGCCACUUCCCUCGUACUGAGCCUCCUCGAGUCCUUGCGCUACCUCGCCUGCUUCCCGGUGCUCUUUUUGCUCACCUUGCCCAGCAUCAUGCAGUCUGAGUUUCGGGACUUCUCUUCCAAAAAGAUGGACGCGAUGCAGAACUUUGCCAAGCAGGACCGCAGCUACGAGGGUGCCUGUGAGCAGCUGGCGCGUGUGACGACCAGUGGGACUUGGUGGAAAAGGAUUUGGGUGGACGUGGACGCUGUGGAGGAGGACUCGGUGGAAGAUGACCCCAUGGGCGUGCCUGGGCGGAAGAGAGCGGAAGAACGAUGUGGCUCAGUAGUGAGCACUGAAGGCUCGGUGGCAAAGGAUAGAGACCAACACUGGUGGUCGGAUUCGCAUUUGAAGCGAAUCCUGCAAAAAACAGAGACAUGA